This is a messenger RNA of Mycosarcoma maydis (corn smut), 2064 nucleotides long. RefSeq lists its product as uncharacterized. Lineage: Eukaryota; Fungi; Basidiomycota; Ustilaginomycetes; Ustilaginales. Bases 1 to 2064 code for a protein of 687 amino acids. Gene Ontology annotation, cellular component: cytosol. The transcript has a single exon. Gene Ontology annotation, biological process: tRNA wobble position uridine thiolation. The record is from RefSeq and is a predicted model, not a curated record. Gene Ontology annotation, molecular function: sulfurtransferase activity; tRNA binding.
AUGCCGUGUCCACAACCUGAUGAUCCACCGCCUUCUGACGCAGUGACGGCUCAUGGGACCCACCCGUCCACCACAUGUGUUCGGUGCAAAACCAACCCUGCGAUCACCAUCCUUCGCGAUUCAAUCUACUGCCAAGCUUGUGCGCUUGCUGUCUUCUACCAAAAAGCAAAAGCCGGACUUGAGUAUGCACGUGGUGCAGGGCUCUCUAAAUACGUCGCUGCAGCGAAAGCAGCGAGCUCUGCAGCUGGGAGCCCCGCCGAAUCAAGACAGACGUUUUCCUCGUCCACUUCUACGUUUCCUCCAGCCGCAAAUGGAGAAGCAACAACCAAACGGCGCAUCAAGCACGUCAGCAAUGGCAGCGGAAACGCCGAAGAGAAUGUCUCGGCUAACAUCGCCAUCGCCUUCUCAGGCGGUAUUAGCUCAAGAGCGCUCCUGCGCUCGGCCACGCAGUACUUUCGACCCGCUACCGCUUUCACCAACCGAGACACACGGCGCAGAAAGGCUCGUGGCCAAGUCGUCGACAGCAACAACAACGAUAACGACAGCGGCACAGCUUCGAUCUCAUCUAAAUCGAUGCGUGGUGCAUCUACCGCAGCCGGAAGGUUCAACGAAGUGGGCAAGAUCUACGUGUUUUACAUAGACGACAGCGCUGUGGUACCGAACGGUGUGGAUCGGACGGAGCAGGCACGUAGAAUGGUGGAAGAGGAAGGCUGUGCGGACCUACAUUUUGUCGGGCUGAAGCUGCACGAUGUUUUCCGUGCGGAUGAUGACGGCGGAUUUCAGGGUGUGGCUUGGAGAUCGGUCGAUGUGGACCACCAGCAGGUCUCGGCUAGUAUCUCGGACGUCUCUGAUCCAAGACAGGCGCUCAAGGACCUCUUCUCAUCGCUUUGCCCCGUAGAUACGCCUCGCACAGGCGCAGCAUCAGCCAGAACCCGAAUUGAAGAUCUGCAUCGAAUUUUCAUCUCAACGCUGCUACGACGCACCGCGAAACAGUACGAUUGCGCUGCACUCUUGCUCGGAGACACAGCGACGCGGAUCUCGAUCCGCCUGAUCGAAGACCUAGCCAAAGGUGCAGGUCACAAGAUACCCGUCCAGGGAUCUGACGCAGCGUGGAUCGAUGACCUCCUGAUCGUGCGACCAUUGAAAACGCACCUUCUCCAAGAAGUCGUUUUCUACACGUCCCAACUCAACCUCGAUCCAUUGCAGCCCGAGCAACCCAUCGUCGCACCUACCGUGUCGACCACUGGCAUCCUAGCCUCCAACAGCUCCACUCCAGCUAUGGAUAAGAGCUCUAUCGCCAGGCUGACCGAGACGUUUAUCCUCAACCUUGAAAAAGGCGUACCCAGCACGGUGACUACGAUCGGCAAAACGGGCAGUAAGCUCGUCCUCAACGGGGCUCCUGGCUUUCCCACCACCACUUGGACAGAUGUUGCGCAUUCAACGAGCGCAUUUCGGGACGUUGGACCGAGCGUAUCUCUAUCGUCGCGCCUCACGCACCGGAUGGCGAAUGUGACACUCGCUGAGACGCAGUGCGAGCCAAGGAUCGGAUCACGCGGGAUCAAGCUGGCGCAGCUAAGUGCCAACUGCGUACGAUGGAACUCGAUCAAUGGCUGCGCACUUUGUGCAAUGCCGAGCCAACAUCCGAAAGCGAGGUGGUGGAAGAGAGAUAUCACGAUCUCAUCCUUAGCAGAAACUGCGCCUCGUAGUCGACAGACUGUCGAAACGCAAGCUACGUGCCAGAGUAGCGAGCAAGCAGACUGGCUCGAAUUGUGCAACCACCUCUGCUACGCAUGUUUACUCGUUCUCUCACCCGCAAUUUCGUCAGCACAUCCAGCCAUGUUACCGUCCACCGUGUUACACCACAUCCACCGUUCGACUCACCAUGCUGGUGCGCAACAUCCACACCACAUCGCCUCGAGACCGCUCGCAGACGACCACGAGCUUCCCCCUGAGCACAAAACCAAUCAAGCCGCUUGUGCCACGCACAACAUGCCAAACCCCAUCCCACAGCCACUCAAGCCGUCCCAAAUCAAGGCGCACAUCAGCGAGUUUCUGAUCGAAUAA